This is a messenger RNA of Haliotis rubra (blacklip abalone), 3551 nucleotides long. RefSeq names its product phosphatidylinositol 3-kinase catalytic subunit type 3-like. The transcript is spliced from 23 exons. Gene Ontology annotation, biological process: phosphatidylinositol-3-phosphate biosynthetic process; autophagosome assembly; autophagy of peroxisome. NCBI's taxonomy places the organism in Eukaryota, Metazoa, Mollusca, Gastropoda, Lepetellida, Haliotidae. The record is from RefSeq and is a predicted model, not a curated record. Gene Ontology annotation, cellular component: phagophore assembly site; membrane; endosome. Gene Ontology annotation, molecular function: 1-phosphatidylinositol-3-kinase activity.
UGAAUUUCCGGAAGAACGAUGGGGGAGUCGAGUGGCAGAUUUUGCUAUGUUUACAGUUGUGAUGUAGAUGUGAAUGUUGAAAUCAAAAUUGGCACGCUCGAGGGUCUGCGAGACAGACCAAGCUACAAGGAGUUGCUAGAGGAUCCUAUGCUGAAGUUUUCUGGAGCAUAUCAGGAGGGAUGCUCUGACCUCUAUGUGACGUGCCAGGUGUGUGCUGAUGGCCGCCCCCUUGCCAUGCCAGUCUCCACCUCCUAUAAGGCCUUCAGCACACGCUGGAAUUGGAAUGAGUGGAUUCAGCUGCCUGUCAAAUACAGCGAUCUUCCAAGAAAUGCCUUCCUAUCAUUUACUGUCUGGGACAUUUAUGGAACAAACAAAGCUCACCCAGUUGGUGGGACAACCAUCUCUCUGUUCGGGAAGAGAGGGACAUUCCGCCAGGGCAUGCAUGACUUGAAGGUGUGGCCAAAGGUGGUGGCCGAUAUAUCCUCAAAGAUCACCACUCCAGGGAAGACCAAAGAUGCCAAUGAUCAGAUGAGUCGACUGGCUAAACUGAGCAAGAGACAUCGAGAUGGGCACAUGGUGAAGGUUGACUGGUUGGAUCGGCUGACGUUCCGAGAGAUUGAGAUGAUUAACGAGAGGCAGAAGAGGGACUCCAACUUUAUGUAUCUUAUGAUUGAGUUCCCUCAUGUCCACUAUGAAAAUACUCAGUUCUCAAUCGUCUACUUUGAAAAGGAUGCGGACAGACCCUUCGAGUUUCGAACACAAGCGGAAAUUGUCACAGUACCAGAUCCAGAGAUUCUCAUGGAGAACCUGGUAGAGAGCAAGCACCACAAGCUGGCCAGGAGUCUGAGGAGUGGCCCCACUGACCGAGACAUGAAGCCAGACGCCAAAACAAGGGACCAUCUCAAUACCAUUGUCAGCUACCCACCAACGAAGCAACUGACGUCAGAGGAGCAAGACUUGCUAUGGAAGUUUCGCUUCUAUCUCUCCAGCCAGAAACAGGCUUUGACAAAGUUUCUGAAAUGUGUGAACUGGUCUACGGCUCAGGAGGCAAGGCAGGCACUAGAUCUGUUGUCCAAAUGGCAGCCAAUGGAUGCUGAAGAUGCUCUGGAGCUUCUCACUCCGGCCUUUACACAUCCCACUGUCAGGAAGUAUGCAGUCACCAGGCUCCGGCAAGCUGAUGACGAGGAUCUGUUGCUGUACCUACUCCAGCUAGUUCAGGCCCUAAAGUAUGAGAACUUCGACGAGAUAAAGGAGGGCAUGGAUACUCCUCCUCCACAAAGAGAGUCAGCCCCAUCACCAGAAACACCUUCCAGCUCCUCAGAAAAAGAAAGUCGAUCAAUGAGCACAUUAUCAAGAGCGUCUUCCCAUGAUUCCAUCCUUGAUGCUCUGGGAACAUCCCCGCCCGGGAAGGAAGAGACUCCCGAGAACAAACUUGCUAAAGAGAUGGAUCUUGCAACCUUUCUCAUAUGGAAGGCUUGUAAUAAUUCUACCAUUGCCAACUAUUUUUACUGGUACUUGUUGGUGGAGUGUGAGGACCAGGAAGUAUCAACCAAGGACAGUGCUCUGCGAGAGAUGUACAUCACAGUCAUGAAGAGGUUCAGUAAAGCCCUCAGCAAGGGAGGCCAGGAGUGUCGACUGCGGCGGUCAAGUCUGGCCGAGCAACAGUUGUUCAUCAGUAAGCUGGUGGACCUGGUGAAGCUAGUGGCACGGGAGAGUGGAAACAGGAAGAAGAAGAUUGAAAGACUACAGGCAUUGUUACAAGAUCCAGAGGUUUGCAAGAGGAACUUUGCUGAGUUUGAUGUUCUUCCUUUACCCCUCGACCCUGAGGUCAAGGUCAGGGGCAUCAUACCUGAGAAGGCCACAUUGUUCAAGGUGAGCACAAAAACUAUCAUUCUAUCUUAAACUUGGCAUUUGAAGAAAAACACAUUUAUCACUUACUGGAAGGAAGGUACACAGACCGCUUCAGACGACUUGAUCAACCAGAUAAUCAGGGUGAUGGACCAGCUGUUGCGAAGAGAGAAUCUAGAUCUCAAGCUGUCUCCCUACAAGGUCCUGGCCACCAGCAGUAAACACGGUUUUGUACAGUUCAUUGAGUCAACAUCAGUAGCCGAGGUGCUGGCGUCUGAGGGUACAAUACAGAACUACUUCAAGAAACAUGCCCCGUCAGAGAAUGGGCCAUAUGGCAUCCAGCCAGAGGUCAUGGAUAAUUAUGUCAAGAGUUGUGCUGGCUACUGUGUUGUCACGUACCUCCUUGGAGUUGGAGACAGACAUCUUGACAACCUCCUUCUCACUAAAACAGGUAAACUAUUCCAUAUUGACUUUGGCUACAUCCUGGGCCGAGACCCGAAGCCCCUUCCGCCUCCGAUGAGGCUGAGUAAGGAGAUGGUGGAGGCGAUGGGAGGAACCAACUCCGAACACUUCUAUGACUUCAAGAAGCACUGCUACACUGCCUUCCUGGCACUCAGGAGGUCUGCCAACCUGUUCCUCAACUUGUUCUCCCUGCUGGUUGAUGCCAACAUCCCGGACAUCGCACUGGAGCCAGACAAGACGGUGAAGAAGGUGCAGGAGAAGUUUGUCCUGCACUACACUGAUGAGGAGGCGGUGCACUACAUGCAGAACGUCAUCGACCUGAGUGUGUCAGCCGUCAUGGCCGCCCUUGUAGAGCAGCUACACAAGAUGGCUCAGUACUGGAGAAAAUAGAAGAAACUGAUCGUAAAGCGUGCAAUAUCAGAGUGCAAUACUGAGAGUGGUGAUACAGCAACCAUAUACUAAACACCAAUUAUACUCAAAGGUUUGGAUCCAUCAACAUAUUUAUGUUCAGUUAGCUAUGUGAAGUGAAAGUGAAGGUCUACAGUGCAGUCAAGAAACUUCCACUGACUUCCCAUUGAUGCGUUCUUCAUAGAUACUAAUUGAGGUCUGGAUCUUCAGCAUUACCAGACGAUGGUCAGGUAUCUACAGUGCUCAGUGUUGGCAUUGGCAUGAAACUUGCCUUGGGUUAUUAAUUAUUAGUUACAAAUUCCAGGUGUUUAAUCAGUGCCAGUGAUGAAUGGAUAAAUGUGAAACUUGUCACAUGAACAAAAUCCAUAACUGGAGAUGUUUUGUUUGAGAAAGUCUUUGUUGAUCUGUCCAUUGGGUAUAUACAUGUAUUGUGUUUGUAGAAAAAAACUACUAAUUAAUUCUUGAACAUUUGAUGGAAUACUAAGUUAUCUGAGAAGUGACUAUUUUAGUUAUAAAGAUUCUUUAUUGCUGUAGAUAUAUACUGUAUUAUAUACAUGUCUUAUAUGUGAGUUACAUUCCAAGUGUGUAUUAUAGUGUACAACCAGUGUUAUACGAUGCUGACAAACUCUUAUUUCCUGUCAAUGUCUAGUUGCUUUCAGUAUCGACAAUGGUAAGGAAAGGCUAGAUUUGGUUGUCACCAUAUUAAUAAAAUUUUCUUGUAUAAAUUAUGUGAACUAAGUUCAGUGUAAUAUGACAUCCAAUAGUGUAUAUAUCACAUGUACAUUUAUGUAAAUAUUUGUACAAAACUGAUGAAUAAAAUUGUCUUAAAUCAA